Molecule: messenger RNA, 1959 nt
Organism: Lottia gigantea (owl limpet)
Lineage: Eukaryota; Metazoa; Mollusca; Gastropoda; Lottiidae
Exons: 15
Coding region: 1-1959 (652 amino acids)
Biological process (GO): positive regulation of DNA-templated transcription
Cellular component (GO): SWI/SNF complex
Molecular function (GO): histone binding; DNA binding
Source: RefSeq, a predicted model, not a curated record
AUGGCGUUACAGAAAAAGAAAGACGGGCACCCAAACAACAAAUUCUUUGAAUCUUCCGAAACCAUAGCACAAUUCGACUCCGUUCGAACAUGGCUUCAAAAGAACUGUCGAAAGUAUAUCCAAGCAGAUCCACCAACAAACAAGUCCCUGGCCAGUCUUGCUGUUUUACUUCUCCAAUUUCAAGAAGAAACAUUUGGGAAACAUGUUACAAAUCCACCACUUACGAAACUACCAAUGAAAUGUUUUAUGGACUUUAAACCAAGUGGUGGAUUGUGCAAUAUAUUUCAAGCUGUUUAUAAAUUCAAGAGCGACCAAGGAUGGAGAAGAUUCGAUCUUCAAUCACCAUCCAGAAUGGACAGGAAUGUAGAGAUGUUUAUGAAUAUUGAGAAAGCUUUAAUACAAAAUAAAUGUCUGACAUUACCUGCCAUUUAUAUCAGACCUGAUGUUGAUAGAAUAUUAGUACCAAAAUUAAAAGAUAUUAUAAAACGACAUCAAGGCACUAUAACAGAUAGUUCUGAUAAUGCUACUCAUAUUGUUUAUACCUUACCAACUCAAGCACCUCCUGAUGAGGAUUAUUUCAGACCAGUAUUGAAAAGAGAUAAAUAUACUAUGGUAUCUGCUAGGUGGUUAUUAGAUCUAGAGGAAUAUAAUGAAUAUAUGAAUGAAGAAGAUUAUUUAGUUGAAGAUGAAUUUAAUAUAAAAAGAAGUAAAAAAGACAAGAAAUCAAAAAGAAAAAGAUCACCUUCACCUGUCCCAGAUAAAAAGAAACGUAAAAGUACAAGGACACCAGGUGGAUCCAGUUCAACAAAGAAGAAAUCAAUGAAGGAAGAAGAAGAGGAAGAAGAUUUAACUAAAGAUAUGGAUGAACCAUCACCUGAACCUAAUAUACAGGAAGUCAACUUACCUAAACAAACUUCCAGUUCACGUAGUCAGAAAGAUAGUGAGUUACAACCUAUUAAAGGUGCCACACUGAUGGAUUUGGAUGAGGAAACCAGUGAAAAGGUUGAUGGUGAGAAGGGUGAAGCUACACCAGCUAGUGAAGAAGGUAGUAAGAAGGAGAAAGAUGACCAGGAUGAUAAUGUUACAGAACAGACACAUCACAUUAUUGUACCUAGUUAUUCAGCAUGGUUUGAUUAUAAUUCUAUACAUGCUAUAGAAAAACGAGCUUUACCAGAAUUCUUCAAUGGUAAAAAUAAAUCAAAAACACCAGAAAUUAUGUUGGCAUAUCGUAACUUUAUGAUAGAUACCUAUAGAUUGAAUCCAACUGAGUAUCUAACUAGUACAGCUUGUAGAAGAAAUCUGGCUGGUGAUGUAUGUGCUAUAAUGAGGGUACAUGCUUUCUUAGAACAAUGGGGACUGAUCAACUAUCAAGUAGAUGCUGAUUCUAGACCAACCUGUAUGGGACCUCCCCCAACAUCUCAUUUCCAUAUUAUUGGUGAUACACCUUCAGGAUUGGUUCCGAUUAACCCACCUAGAUUGAAUCAGCCAUCUGCAGCACAACAAAUUGUAGAUUUAGAUAAGAACAAAGAGAAAGAUGAUGGAAAGGAACUCACCAGUUUUGGUUUGAAGUCUGACAUGUAUGCUAAAAAGGCACUGAAGAGGUUACAAGAACAGAACCCUAAUUUACGAUGUAGAGAAUGGACAGAUCAAGAAACACUGUUAUUAUUAGAAGCGUUAGAAAUGUAUAAAGAUGAUUGGAAUAAAGUAUGUGAACAUGUUGGAAGUAGAACACAAGAUGAAUGUAUUCUACAUUUCUUGCGUUUACCAAUAGAGGAUCCUUAUUUAGAGGAAGAUUUUGGUCAUCUUGGACCUUUGGCUUAUCAGCCCAUACCUUUCUCACAGAGUGGUAAUCCUAUCAUGUCAACUGUAGCUUUCCUAGCCUCUAUAGUUGAUCCAAGAGUAGCUAGUGCAGCUGCCAGAUCUGCAUUGGGUAGGUUCUAUUUUAAAUUUUUAAAAUAA